UCUAUCGCGCCGGAAGAGAAGACAGCCUCUUUCCCAGCCAUCUUUUGGCUUACUAGCAAGCGAGCUCUAGGCUCCAGGCCUCGUAGAAUCGGAGGAACAUCCACCUCUUAAGGGGCCAUCAUGCCCGGUCACUUGCAGGAAGGCUUCGGCUGCGUCGUAACCAAUCGGUUCGACCAGCUAUUUGACGAUGAGUCCGACCCCUUCGAGGUGUUGAAGGCUGCCGAGAACAAGAAGAAGGAGGGCUCAGGGGGACCGGGCCAGGGAACCGGCAAGACGGCAGCACAGGCCGCCAAACAGUCCAAGAAGGAGUCGCAGAAAGAAAGGAAGAAUCCUCUGCAUGAUGAGAGCCCGGCGCCUGUCCCACUCAAGAAGGAAGGCGUUAGGAGAGUUGGUCGGAGACCUGAUCAGCAACAGCAGCAGCCAUCUCAGCAGCAGCAACCGCAACAACAACAACCACCUCAAUCAUUGCAGGGUGAAGGAAAGCCAGUUGACCGGAGGCAGUCAGACAGGCGGCCACCCCGUGAGCGCCGUUUUGAUAAACCAGCUGAAGAAAAGGGUGAAGCAGGGGAAUUUUCUGUUGACCGACCCAUCAUGGAUAGGCCCAUCCGUGGUCGCGGUGGCCCUGGUGGAAGGGGUGCCCGUGGCGGCCGUGGACGUGGUUUGGGCAGGGGUGAUGGCUUUGACUCUCGUGGAAAACGUGAAUUUGACAGGCAUAGUGGCAGUGACAGAGUUGGCCCAAAGCAUGAGGAUAAGAGGGGAGGAAGCGGACCACACAACUGGGGCAAUGUUAAGGAUGAAUUAAGUGAACUGGACCAGUCCGCAGUCACCGAGGAAGCUCCCGAAACUGAACAGCCUGCUGUUGAUUCUGAAAACAAAGAAAAUGAGUCUGAAGAAGUGAAGGAAGAAGGCGCUAAGGAAAUGACUCUGGAUGAAUGGAAAGCCAUGCAAGACAAAGAACGUUCAAAAGUUGACUUCAACAUCCGUAAACCAAAUGAAGGUGCUGAUGGCCAGUGGAAGAAAGGCUUUGUCCUGCACAAAGCAAAGAUCGACGAGGCUCAAUCUGAGGCAGAUGCCCUGGAUCAUCACUUCCGUAAGCCUGCAAAUGACAUAACUUCCCAACUUGAAAUUAACUUUGGAGAUCUUGGGCGCCCUGGUCGUGGAAGCAGGGGAGGUAGAGGCGGUCGAGGUCGUGGUGUCAGGCCUACUCGUGGAGGAAGAACUGACAAGUCAAACGCGUCUGCUCCUGAUGUAGACGACCCUGAAGCUUUUCCAGCUUUGGGGUAAGCUGUAUGACUUGUCUAACCCUGGUGCCCCCGAGGGACCCCUUCUACGAGGCUUGCAUGCUUAAGAAUCCUAAACUACUACUACAAAUUAAAAAAAAGAAAAAAAAAGGAAAAAACCCCAAGACUGUCAAUCAUACCAUUCACACCUAUGGACUGAAUUUUAUCUGUUUUGAAAAAUGGACUUCUCUUGCUACUCAGAAGCAACAAUAUGGUAGUCAAGUUUUUGUAUUUAGAGUUGUUAUGGUAGCAGGGAUGUUUUCAUAAUUUUUCAGAGAAUAUGCAUUCUUCAUGGAUACUUUUUUGUAUUGCUGCUUGAAAAUAUGCGUUUCCAAACUUGAAAUAUAGGUGUGAACAGUGUGUACCAGUUAAAGCUUUCACUUAUUUGUUUAUGGUCCCCCCCAUUUUAAAUUUUAUUUUUAACAUGCUAGAACUACCCUUGUAUUGUCAACUUAGACUGGUCAUCUUCAAAUCUGACCUUGCCCCUUGAUUGGCUAUAGUUCAGAUUUUUAAAUACCUAUGUUCAAUUUGGAAAGGUCAUUUUACUUUAUUUUUUUCAUAUGGCAUUCUGUGCACUCUGAGUAAGAAUACACAAACUUUAGACAUUUUAAGGAACAUAAGUGUGCUUGUUAAUUUUGAUCCUGUGGGUAAAUGGCGUUAAAGGACUGCAGUAACCUGUAGAAUUGGUGAUGUAACAUAUACCAGCGUGUAUAAUUAUUUGGCAUAGGAUUUCAUUUGUGUCUCACCCUGAGAAUUGUAGUAAUUUACCAUAAACACCUUCAUGGAAUAUUAAUUUUCAUUUUGAAUUGGACAAACUGAGUAACACAAACACGUAUCCAAUGUAUUUUAACAAAACCAAUAAGGAAACUCAAACCUGAAAAUGCCUUCAUGCGACAAAACAUCAGAAGUCAAACAAGUUACUCUGUGUUGCUUGUUCCAUUAGCUGCAACCCUUAUGUAAGGAAAAUUGCUUUGUAAAAGAGCGUUAUUCCUAAAAUGUUUGUCACACUGUUCCCUUGCAUUGUGGAAAGCUUUUCCAUUUGCUUGGGGUGAGGAACAAACACUUUGUUUUGAAUAGAUCUUUAUAGUUUUCAGCUUCUGGGUUUGGAUUGCUGGUUGACAGAUGAAUGUUUGCUCUUCAUUGACAGUAUACAACGCCUACUCCUUUAGAAUUUUUAGCUUAUUUAAAUUUUUUUUCUCCUAAGGCCUAAACAUUACCACUUCAAAACAAAAUGGACAUAAUAGGCUACAUAAAAAGAAAAAAAGUUGUCUACAGUGUUUGUUAGGAUAAGAUACUCGUUUAAUUUAAUGUUCUUUUUACAAUUUUUAGCAGGCUAUAAAAAUUUGACGCUUCUUACCUAUGUAGGUUAAAUGAACACAAAUAUUAUUGCCCUAUUUUUAUAAAAGUUGUACAGGACAGGCAACAAAGUAUUUGAAUCUUUUGAGUACCAAAAUGGCAGCUCAUUGUUCAGUAGCCCGAGUGCUUAUACUGUGGUACGCUACAGGGUGUAGGCGGCUUUCUGGCGCUGGCUGGGUCAGUGGUAUUUUUAUUCAACAGCCUGGCCAUUUUGAGAUUAUUUUCUAGAGAGAUAAUUUACUAUGAGACUGCAAACCAGUGGAGUUUUUAAAGAUAAUACUUCAAUGCAUUAACCUAUACAUUUAAAUAAGCCUUCACAAAAUGGAAACAUGUUUUAGCAGCUGAGAUUAAGUUUUGUACAGAUCCCUUAAGAGCCUCUUACACAUGCAGAGUGACAUAUGCUAGUGUGAGCCUGAAACAUUCUUGCUAUAGGCUUCUUGUACUGUCCAUUCAAGCUAACUUGAUUUAUAAACCUCUGCUUGUUCCUUUGCCUGAGGAAUAUCUUCAUUUUCAGUUGAAGUGAACUUGUAUCAAAUCUAAGAAUUGGCAUUUUGGCUACCCAGGUCUCCUGGCUAUAAAUAAAGGCACUCAAUUUAAGAACUUAAUGAAGCUUUAAGCAUCUGUUGCUAGUUGGUAAAUGACAAUCUGGGAUUUCCAGUCACUAGCUGAAGAAUUAAACGUGCCUUUCCCCUUCAUUACCCAUCAUAGUUGUACAUUUAUCUAAAGCUCAUUUCUGUGUGAACUGAAACUGUGAACAAAUCUGUCUGGUGGAUGCUUAUUGAAUUAAAGGUUGAUCUUCAUGCUCGAGCCUAAUGAAGGGUAAUAUGGCA
This is a messenger RNA of Xenopus laevis (African clawed frog), 3466 nucleotides long. RefSeq names its product SERPINE1 mRNA binding protein 1 S homeolog (gene serbp1.S). Lineage: Eukaryota; Metazoa; Chordata; Amphibia; Anura; Pipidae. The record is from RefSeq and is a predicted model, not a curated record. Gene Ontology annotation, cellular component: cytoplasm; nucleus. Bases 121 to 1284 code for a protein of 387 amino acids. Gene Ontology annotation, molecular function: mRNA 3'-UTR binding; RNA binding. The transcript is spliced from 8 exons.